AUGGGAAACUCUGGGACUAGUGGUCUUGACGGGCCAUAUAAUUGGAGAAAGCUGUUAUGUGUGUCUAGGAAGUACUAUUCGAUAAGCAUCAAGGAAUUGGCGAGAGGUACGAUGAGUGAUUUGACGGAGUACUGGGCGCGGUUGAAGCCCUUGCAAGAGGACAUGCCGUCCGCUGAUUUGGAAUCGAAGAAAGAGCGGUACUUGGUGAAGGAUGCUGGCAAGCCCAAGUUCGAUGUUGAGGCCACUACCAAACGGUUUGAGCAUUUAUUGUCGCUGAGUGGGUUGUUUAGGCAUUUCAUUGAGGGUAAAGCUGCGAAGGAUCCCAAGUUCAAGCAGGUCUUGGACAUCCUCGACAAGCCUGGUAAGAAGGGCCAGAAGAAAGGAGGCCACGAGGAUGCCAGAAGGCGUAAGACCGAGAGAGAGGAGGACGCUGAGCUGUUGAAAGAGGAGGAGGAUGUUGAGGACGACGCGGAUGACAUAGAGUACCUGUUCAGGGAAUCGCCAGCUUAUAUCAAUGGUCAGCUGAGAGAUUACCAAGUUCAAGGUUUGAACUGGCUUGUAUCCCUGGACAAGAAUAGGAUUGCGGGUAUUCUAGCAGAUGAAAUGGGUCUGGGUAAGACUCUUCAAACUAUCUCAUUCUUGGGGUACUUACGUUACAUAAAGAAGAUUCCAGGCCCAUUUCUAGUCAUUGCACCAAAAUCCACUUUGAACAAUUGGCUAAGAGAAAUUAACAAAUGGACACCAGAGGUGAACGCAUUCAUUCUACAAGGUGACAAAGAAGAAAGAGCCCGCCUGAUCCAGGACAAGUUUAUGGCUUGCGACUUCGACGUCGUGAUCGCAUCCUAUGAAAUCAUCAUCAGAGAGAAGGCAGCGUUCCGUAAAAUGAACUGGGAGUAUAUCAUGAUCGAUGAAGCGCACAGAAUCAAAAACGAAGAAUCAAUGCUGUCACAAGUAUUGAGGGAAUUCCAUUCAAAGAAUCGUUUGUUGAUAACCGGUACUCCAUUGCAAAAUAAUUUACAUGAACUGUGGGCACUUCUAAAUUUCCUGCUACCCGAUAUUUUCUCUGAUUCUCAGGACUUCGACGAAUGGUUCUCGAAGGAGACUGACGAGGAGGAUCAAGAGAAGAUUGUCAAGCAACUACAUACAGUUUUGCAACCGUUCUUGUUGCGUCGUAUUAAAAGUGACGUUGAAACAUCUCUUCUACCUAAGAAAGAACUAAAUGUUUAUGUUGGUAUGUCGCCAAUGCAGAAGAAGUGGUACAGACAAAUUUUGGAGAAGGAUAUAGAUGCCGUUAAUGCAGACAGCGGCAGCAAAGAAUCAAAGACUAGAUUGUUGAACAUUGUUAUGCAAUUGCGUAAAUGUUGUAACCAUCCAUAUCUCUUCGAUGGUGCUGAACCUGGUCCACCAUAUACAACUGACGAGCACUUGGUGUAUAAUUCUGAGAAACUAAAGGUUCUUGAUAAGUUGUUACGUAAGUUGAAAGAAGCAGGUUCUCGUGUUCUGAUUUUCAGUCAAAUGUCCCGUGUUUUGGAUAUCCUUGAAGAUUACUGUUAUUUCAGAGAAUAUGAAUACUGCCGUAUUGAUGGUUCCACUGCACAUGAAGAUAGAAUUGAAGCCAUCGAUGAAUAUAACGCCCCUGACUCAAAGAAGUUCUUGUUUUUAUUGACUACUCGUGCAGGUGGUCUAGGUAUUAACUUAACGACUGCCGAUGUUGUUGUCCUAUUUGAUUCUGAUUGGAAUCCACAAGCUGAUUUGCAAGCUAUGGAUAGAGCUCACCGUAUCGGUCAAAAGAAGCAGGUGAGGGUGUUUAGAUUUGUUACUGAUAACUCUGUUGAAGAAAAGAUUCUUGAGCGUGCUACUCAAAAACUAAGGCUAGACCAGCUAGUUAUUCAGCAAAACAGACCAACUAACAAGAAGAAAGAAAACAAGAAUGACUCUAAGGAUGCCUUGUUGUCUAUGAUCCAACAUGGUGCUGCUGAUGUAUUCAAGAGUAAUACAACUAGUGAAAGAGGAACACCACAACCAGAUGACGAUAAAGGUGAAGAUGUUGAUUUGGAUGAGUUAUUGGCCCAGUCUGAGAGUAAGACUCAAUCACUUAACGCUAAAUAUGAAUCCCUAGGUUUAGAUGAUUUACAAAAAUUCAACCAAGAUUCUGCAUAUGAAUGGAAUGGUACUGAUUUCAAAAAGAAGGUUCAGAAAGAUAUCAUUAGUCCUUUGUGGAUUGAACCUACCAAACGUGAAAGAAAGGAGAAUUACUCUAUUGAUGGCUACUAUAAGGAUGUGCUAAACACUGGUAAGCAUUCUACUCCAUUGCAACCAAGAAUGCCAAAACCUAAGGUUUUUUACUCUCAUCAAUUGCAACCUCCACAACUAAAGGUCAUAUACGAAAAAGAAAGAAUGUGGACAGCAAAGAGAACUAAUUAUACACCAACGUUAGAGGAUGUAAGAGCCACUUAUGGAGAGAUAGCGGAUGAGGAAGAGAAAAAGCAAAAGUUAGAACUAUUGAAAGUAUCAAUAAGCAAUGCAGAACCUUUGACUGAAGAAGAAGAGCAAUUAAAAUCACAAUGGGAAAACGAAGGUUUUACCAAUUGGACUAAGACUGACUUUAGAAAGUUUAUCACCGCUUGCGGUAAGUAUGGCCGUAAUUCCAUACAAGCGAUCACAAUGGAGCUAGCGCCUGGUAAGACAGAAGAAGAAGUUCGCAGAUAUGCCACUGCAUUUUGGAGCAAUCUUGAACGUAUUGAUGAUUAUGAAAAGUACCUGAAGAUGAUUGAAAAUGAGGAGGAGAAAGUAAAGCGUGUCAAACUCCAGCAGGAAGCUUUGCGUAGGAAAUUGUCUCAGUAUAAGAAUCCGUUCUUCGACUUGAAACUAAAACACCCACCUUCCACUAACAACAAGAGAACAUUUUCAGAUGAGGAAGACAGGUACAUACUGAUAAUGUUGUUCAAGUACGGUCUCGAUAGAGAAAACGUUUAUGAAAUGAUCAGAGAUGAGAUUAGAGACUGUCCAUUAUUUGAACUUGAUUUCUACUUUAGAAGUAGGACGCCUAUGGAACUGGCUAGAAGAGGUAACACUUUACUUGGAUGUAUUGAGAAAGAGUUCAACGCAGGUAUUGAGCUUACACCUGAAGUAAAAGAAAGAAUGGAGGAAGAAGACAAGCAAGGCAAGAGAGCCAGAGAAGAGUUUGAGAAGGAUAAAGAGCAAGAUGACAACGACUCAGAAACAAAAAUGCCUAAAAUUGAAAACGACGAUGAAGCCAAGAUAACUAGCGAAGAACCAGUUUCCGAUAUUGCUACUGAUGAUGCAGAAGUCAAAGAAGAAUUAAAAGAAGAAACAGUUGAAGCUUAA
Messenger RNA from Nakaseomyces glabratus, 3348 nucleotides. It is a transcript of the gene ISW1, whose product is annotated as chromatin-remodeling ATPase ISW1. Gene Ontology annotation, cellular component: chromatin; nucleus. Gene Ontology annotation, biological process: nucleosome organization; regulation of transcription by RNA polymerase II. The record is from RefSeq and is a predicted model, not a curated record. Lineage: Eukaryota; Fungi; Ascomycota; Saccharomycetes; Saccharomycetales; Saccharomycetaceae. Gene Ontology annotation, molecular function: nucleosome binding; ATP hydrolysis activity; ATP-dependent chromatin remodeler activity.